Cynocephalus volans (Philippine flying lemur) is the source of this 1113-nucleotide messenger RNA. RefSeq names its product leucine rich repeat containing 19 (gene LRRC19). Gene Ontology annotation, molecular function: signaling receptor activity; protein binding. The record is from RefSeq and is a predicted model, not a curated record. Bases 1 to 1113 code for a protein of 370 amino acids. Gene Ontology annotation, cellular component: plasma membrane. NCBI's taxonomy places the organism in Eukaryota, Metazoa, Chordata, Mammalia, Dermoptera, Cynocephalidae. The transcript is spliced from 4 exons. Gene Ontology annotation, biological process: interleukin-8 production; positive regulation of non-canonical NF-kappaB signal transduction.
AUGAAAAUCACAUGCAUCAUGAUCUUAUUUUGGUUCCUCUCCAUGCUAUUACUAUCAGACAAAAGCCAGACUUCUAAAACAGGUAUCAUAUACAAUUUCACUGAGAAGAAUUACUCUUUAAUUCCAGCAGAUAUUAAUGAAGAUGUUCAAGUACUUGACCUCAGUUAUAAUCAAAUUACUCUGAAUGUUACAGACACAAGGGCUCUACAGAUGUAUUUUUUACUCACUGAACUCUAUUUGAUACAGAACAAUGUCAUUAUCUUACUUAAUGACAGUUUUGGUAACCUCUCCAACUUACAAAUUUUAAAUAUCUGUAGAAACUCCAUCUAUAUAAUUCAGCAGGAUGCAUUUGUAGGAUUGAGUAAACUAAAACAGUUGUAUCUCUGCCAAAACAAAAUAUUACACCUGAAUGCUGAUAUAUUUGUGCCUCUAAAAAACCUGAAACUUUUGAAUCUGCAAGGCAAUUUGAUAAGCUAUUUGGAGGUACCACAACUAUUUCAUCUGGAAUCAAUAAUUUUAUAUGGAAAUCCAUGGAACUGCUCUUGUAGUCUAUUCAAUUUGCAGAACUGGUUGAACACAUCAAAUGUGAUACUAGAAAAUGAGAGCAUCACCAUGUGUAGCUUCCCAGAUAUGCUGAAGUGCUACAGUAUCAAAACAGUACCUUACGAAGCUGAAUGCCACUCAAAAUUUCCUUCACCUAUAACUGAAGAUCUUUAUAUUCAUUUUCAGUCAAUUAGCAACUGGACAUUUAAUAACUCUUUGAACAACUUAACAAGAAAUUCAGAACAAGAAUCUCUUGGAAAAAGUUGGGCUUUUCUUAUUGGUGUUGUUGUCACCGUACUGAUGACUUCACUCCUCAUUUUUAUUGCUAUCAAAUGCCCAAUAUUGUAUAAUCUUCUGCUUAGUUACAAUCAUCAUCGCCUGGAAGAGCAUGAAGCAGAAACCUAUGAAGAUGGUUUUACUGGAAAUCCAAGUUCUCUUUCACAGAUGCCAUAUACAAACUCCGAAGACACUACAGUAGUAUUUGAACAAUUACAUUCAUUUGUGGUAGAUGAUGAUGGGUUUAUUGAAGACAAAUAUAUAGAUACCCAUGAAUUAUGUGAAGAAAAUUAA